AUGUCACCGAUCUUUUGCAAGCCAAAACUCAUCCCAUUAAAGACGAUUACUAUGGAAAAACUCGAAAAAAUGCAGCAAGACGCAAUUGAGAAAUUGAAAGCGCUUGAAGAGGCGGAAGAAGCCGAGCAAAAGGCCAGUAAACAGUCAAACGCACCCGAAGAUGAAAGCAAAAGCGAAAACGAAACAAACAUUUGGAAAGCUGAUGAA
Mesorhabditis belari is the source of this 207-nucleotide messenger RNA. NCBI's taxonomy places the organism in Eukaryota, Metazoa, Nematoda, Chromadorea, Rhabditida, Rhabditidae. The record is from the annotation of a GenBank genome assembly.